AUGGAGAAUCCUAACAAUUUCGCUGGUGUUGAUGCAAUGAAUCUCAAAUUAUGGAAGGCAGAAAUACCAAUCAAUUCUGAUAAUACUAUUCAGGGACCAACAUUAGAUAAUGAGUUGUUUCCCGCAAAUGAUAUUGGAGAGUAUUGGAAAGAAACACUUUCAAAGAAACAUAUCAUAUUUGAUGAAAUGAAAUAUAAAAAGUUUAGAGAUCCACCUAGUCCUGAAGUCUCAGAUGAAUGUAAACUAUUGCAACAGUCAAAAGAGCUCAAAGUUUAUG
Racocetra fulgida is the source of this 277-nucleotide messenger RNA. Lineage: Eukaryota; Fungi; Glomeromycota; Glomeromycetes; Diversisporales; Gigasporaceae. The record is from the annotation of a GenBank genome assembly.